Cololabis saira (Pacific saury) is the source of this 1436-nucleotide messenger RNA. RefSeq names its product activating transcription factor 7 interacting protein 2 (gene atf7ip2). The record is from RefSeq and is a predicted model, not a curated record. The coding region runs from base 243 to 1262 and encodes 339 amino acids. Gene Ontology annotation, biological process: regulation of DNA-templated transcription. Lineage: Eukaryota; Metazoa; Chordata; Actinopteri; Beloniformes; Belonidae. Gene Ontology annotation, cellular component: nucleus; transcription regulator complex. Gene Ontology annotation, molecular function: transcription coregulator activity; protein binding. The transcript is spliced from 13 exons.
GAGGCGUGGGUGGAGUUAAUGUUAUAGAUCCAUGGUGGAGGCAUAGGGACAUAUAUACGUAUAUAUGUCUAUGGGUGGAGGAGCUGGAGGCUGAAGACCGAGCAUCGCUCCCUGAUUUCACCACAAGAGUCGGAGCUGCGAAGGAACUGAAGAGCUACUCCGAGCAUAAUGGAGAGCCAUCCAACCGGAACAGUUUCAGCUGAAGCCAGUAGUCUGAAGAAAACGUUCUCCAAAUCAGAAUUAUGGACACACAAACCUGGAAGCAGUUGGUUGAAAAGAUGAUUGAGCAGGAGGUGCACAAAGCUGUGAAAAACAGCGAGACCCGAAUGCAGGGUUUAGUGGAAACCGUUCAAGAGUUGACUCGUGACGAAAACUUUGAAAAAUCCAUCCAAAAGCUCCAGGCUCGAAUUAACUUGGUCUCCAAGAGAACAGAGAAAGCUCUUUCUUAUUUAAAAAAGAUGGAAGAAAAGAGUCCACUACCUCAGGAUCACACGGACACAGUCAGGGGGGACCUAAAGGAUGAAAAAAUGAAAACCAUGUUACAAACAGAUGAAGAGAGAAUGGAGUGUGAAACCAAGAGUGGAGAGCUCAUCAAAAUGGUGGCAACCACACAAAAUGAGCUGAAAAAGAUCUGCAAAGAUAAUGAAGCUUUGACAGAUGCCAUCACUGAUAUAAGUCACGAGGAGCCUCCACCAAUACUGACUCCAUAUGGUUCUCCCAUGCACACGAAGAACAAUACCAGAAAUCAUCAGGGCCAAGAGCCCACCUCCAGAAAUCAUCAGGACCAAGAGCCCACCCCCAGAAAUCAUCAGGACCAAGAGCCCACCCCCAGAAAUCAUCAUGAAGAAAAAGACCAAGCAGAGAGUUGGAUAACCUAUCCUCCUCUUCCCCCCACAACCUUCCCUUCUGUCCUGAGCAGCACCGCAGUCUCGUACAGCAUCCCUCAAAAGCUAGAGGUGACCCUGUGUCUCAUCAAGAACCCCACUCGACUCUCCGUGCUCUGGAACGUGACGGAGAAAGACCCUUUCACGCCCCCCAUGGAAAGCUACACCAUCUUCCUGACGAUGGAAAAGGCCAAAGGGAGCGGCAUCUUCUCAGACUGGCAUACGUACGACAAGGUGGAAGCGCUGGCUCUGCCCAUGUGUGCACUUAUCAAAAAGUACAAGCCGGGCCACAGGGUGUGUGCCGCGGUUCUUGGAAAAGACAUAUUUGGACGGUACGGACCUUACAGUGACGUCGUAACUAGAACCAUACCGGAGUAGUGGGGAAGAGCGUCUUCAAGUGGGACAAGAGAAGGACAUAUUUAGUUAUAUUUACUCACUUUUGAUUUGUUUGUUUUCAGAAAGAUGCUUUUAUCGAGAAUUUUGAUCUUAAAAUCUUUUCUCUCAUUUUUAAACUUUUUUGUCAAUGUUAAAUAAAAAUUUUUAUAUAAAGAA